CCGAUAUUACUAUUUAAGCAACUGAAAUAACAGGUCUUCACAGGCAGUGGGAAAACGUUCUUCCACAAGAAUUCAAUAUAAAGCAAAAGGUUUUACACUCUACAAAAUCACUUAAACAGGAUGCCGUCGGUAUUAAACUGGAUACAUGUAAUAGUUGGUGUUUGUCUGCUUUUAAGCCUAGUCUCUAAUACUUCUGGAAAAUCGAUAACUGAUGACAAUCUAGCGCAAACCUCUGUAAGAAAGGUAAGAUCAGCGCAGCAGAAUAUGAGGCGCUAUCCGCCGACCGAUAACGUAGCUAUGCCGCAACAAGUAAACGACUUUUUGGGCGGCUUAGAAUAUGAAUUCAGGAAGGAGUAUAAUCGUCCGGGAUCACCAUAUCGGAAUAAGAGAGCGGCAGCGCUAAAUAAGCAGAGAAAACGAGCUUAAGUAAUUUAAUAUCUUUUGGACGAACAGAAAUUGAAGUAAAUGUAACUUCGGAUAAUAUAAUAUAUGUGUACAGGAGGAGGCCGAACUUGAAUGCUCAGAUAAUUUGACGGAAGCAACUGCUUACUGUAAAUAAAACUUAUAAAUUUAGGCAGUGUUUUUAUGACUAAAUUGUGGAAAACAAAUGAAAUGAUUAAAUAAAGCAAUAUGCAUUGAGCAGUUUUA
Messenger RNA from Bactrocera oleae (olive fruit fly), 648 nucleotides. The record is from RefSeq and is a predicted model, not a curated record. Lineage: Eukaryota; Metazoa; Arthropoda; Insecta; Diptera; Tephritidae.